UGUGUGGGUGUAGGUGGGUGUGUUGUGUGUGGGUGUAGGUCUGUGUGUUGUGUGUGGGAGUAGGUGGGUGUGUUGUGUGUGGGUGUAGGUGGGUGUGUUGUCUGGUUGUGCGUUGUGGACGGGGGUGUGUGGACGGGAGUGGGCGGAGGAGAAGCUUCGACCGGUCAGCAUCAAAAAGCCACUGAAGCCAGCCGCCAGCCUCUAAGGUUUUCGGGGUAGGGAGGGACGAGAGGAGUCGUGGCAGCAGGCAGAGACGGGCUUGAGAGAGAGAGAGAUUGGGUGGGUGAGCUCCUUCUCUGGAUGCAUACAGCGCAAAGCCCCAGCAGAGCUGCCUCUUCCACCGCUCUCAUCCAGCAGCAGCAGCAGCGGCCACGCCGCGGUCACGCCGCGGUCACCACUGCACUCUGGCCAUGCCAGGAGGCACUGUGCGUGGAGGGCGGACACUGGCUGGCCCCAGGCACGGUAUGGAGACCUCCUGGGGUGCGACGGGCACAGGGUCUUACAGGGGUGGCAUGCAGCAGCAGCAGCAGCACCACGGCUACGCACACACGCACACCAAUGCCACGCAGUCGUACACACAAACUUCCAAUCAAAUGGCUCCAAGCCCCAGUACACACAGCAGUGCUAACAGCACCAGUGGUGAGCAGCUGAGCAAGACAAACCUGUACAUACGGGGGCUUCCACCCGGCACAACCGACCAGGAUCUUGUCAAGCUCUGCCAGCCAUAUGGAAAAAUUGUAUCCACUAAGGCCAUCCUGGAUAAAACAACCAACCAGUGCAAAGGCUAUGGAUUUGUGGAUUUUGACGGCCCAUCUGCGGCACAGAAGGCUGUGGCAGCCCUCAAGGCCAGUGGGAUCCAGGCGCAGAUGGCCAAGGUGAGUGAUGCGCAACAGGAACAGGAUCCAACAAACCUGUACAUCUCCAACCUGCCAGUGACCAUCGAUGAACAGGAGCUGGAAGGGAUGCUCAAGCAGUUUGGCCACGUCAUCUCCACUCGUAUCCUGCGUGACAUCGUGGGUACCAGCCGGGGAGUUGGCUUUGCCAGAAUGGAGUCUACUGAAAAGUGUGAGGCUGUCAUUCAGCGGUUUAAUGGAAAGUUUCUCACCUCCCCUCCUGGGGUACCAGUGCCCAGUGAACCUCUGCUGUGCAAGUUUGCAGACGGGGGUCAAAAAAAGAGGCUAAGCCAUAACAAAUACCUGCAGAAUGGACGGGCAUGGCAGCGCGAAGCUGAGGGCCGCAUCACUGGGAUGACCUUAACGUAUGAUCCUGCAGCUGCUUUACAUAAUGGGUUUUAUUCUACACCGUACAGCAUGGCAGCUAACCGCAUGGUGUCCCACACUCAGAUGGCACCGUACCUGGCUGCUAGCCCCAUCUCAACAUAUCAGGUUCACAGCACGUCCUGGAUGCCCCAGCAGCAGUAUGUAAUGCCACCAGCGGGCGCUGUGAUAUCUCCUUCCUUGGAUCACACCAUGUCCUUGCAGCAGGCAGGAAUGAUGGGACCCCUCGCCCAGCAGAUGAGUCACCUGUCACUGGGCAGCACACCCACCUACAUGACAACCGGACACCAGGGCACUUACAUCCCCCAGUACACCCCUAUCAAUGCCUCAUCAGUCGAUGACUCUAGCGGGCAGCAACAAGGAGUCUCUAUGGAGGCCACAGAGCAUACCCAGUACUCAUACCAACAAGCAAAGUGAUGCAAGAUGAAGCCUGACUUGAAAACUGGCUGAUGAAGAGAUCAAAGUUGCCUUCAACCUGAAGUGCUUUUGGCAUGGAUGCAAUUUUAUUAUUAUUGUUCACUACGGAAAGGUUAAAUUUUAAUAUCCACAAAAUGUCAAUUCAAAUAACUUUUCCACAUCCCUACUUUCACACCAUCUGUACUUGUAACAUGUUUAUUUUACCAAAAGUCAUUUAAAGAAAAAAACUUGAAAUUAUCAAAAGAUAUAUUUUAUAAAAUCUUUGUUUUGUGGGUUCUGAUGGUGCUUAUAUUAUCGUGAUAACUGAUUUUUUUAAAAUCAGUGUUACAUUGACUCUGCCAGGAUUUCCUAAACAUCCUGGAACAUUUACAGCACAGUCUUUGGCUUUGCUACAUCCAUUUAUAGCAUAAUCAGAACUUUUCUGGGUCAUUUUGUUUGUGGGAACCGGUGGGGCUUUAAGGCAAUGGUGUUUGUGAUUUGUAUUUAUUUAUUUUGUCAUUGGUGUUGUAAAUCUUUCAAAGAAUGUUCAAAGAAAAUGAUCAGCAGUUGUUUUCGCCUUAUUUUAUAGUUUUGGCUUUUGUGUGUCCUUUGAAAUAUUGAUUGCAAUUAAAAUUUCUGUCAUUGAGACUGUAGGACAUGCGAAUUGCUGGUGAUUGGUGUAUAUUCUUGCCGUGCUGUAGGUAAUGUUUUCGAUGUAAUAGUAUGUUACGUCAUUGCGGUCUUCGUUCUUAGAAGAUGUUUUCCUUCAUUGUUUUUGUUACAAAAGGAAAUUUAUGGAUUUUUCUGAUUUAACGUUUGAUACUUGUUUUAAAUGGGAAAACUAAUUCUGAAAUCUUGUAGGAUAGAUUUUAUGAAAAAAAGAUACUGCUAUUUAAAUAAAACGACAAAAACAACAAAAAAGCAAAACAAAAAAACCUAAAAAUACCUUUGUGAAGCGGGAUUUGGAGUGGACAUCUGUAUGUUUAGAUACGAGUGCUGAUAAUCUAAGUGAGAAUGUUUUUGAGAAGUUAUUUUGAACCAAUCCGAGACUAAUUUUAAUAGAAAUAAGGUUUAUCUUUGUGUUGAAUACUUCCUGAACCUUCACAGCAAGAAGACGGUCAACAAACUUUAGUUGAUUUCAAAAUAAAGAUGUUUUUAACAAUGCAUUAAAAAAACGUUACAGUAAUGGUAAUAAUAUAUAUUAGUUUUGAACGUGUAAGGGCUGUGUGCUGGCAUGGAAUCAGACUGUCACUUGUUUCUGGAAAACAACAAUGAGGACACGAUUAUUAGGAUUGUUCAGCGAGAAGAGGAGAAAAUAGCACUUGUGUGAGUUGCAGUUGUGGAACAUGCUUUGGUCAGGUUGGGUCAUUAACCAAAGACUUGGAUGUUCUCGUAGCUAAGUAAAAUCUUUGGUUUUGUUUUGGCAUGAAUGUGCAGGGCAAGUGUGCGCUUUUGUCUUUCUAGGUGCAUUUAAAUGAAGGCUUAAAACAAAUAAAAAAAACUGGUGUGUGCACCAUAGUUAUUGAAAGUUAAAGGGCAGUCUCUCCCAGGUUUGUUCCCUUGGAAUAUGCAAAGGCUUCCAUCAUGCUUGAAGCUGGAAGGGUUACUGGGAAUUAAGUCUUCCAGUGGGGAUACCUCCUGCUUUGUACCAGGAGAUGCAGAUGAUGAUAUCUACCUCAGAUUGUUUCUUCAAUGUCGGCAGCUUGCGUGGUCACAAUGGGCACGUGGUUGUAAGCGCUGCAUUCAUGAGUUUGAAGUUGUGUAUGUGGGCACGUCUUUAAAGCAAGCCUGAUGUUGUUGCACAGAAAAGAGUAUAUCCCAAGGAGCAAUGAUGGUAAUACAACUUGUGGAGAGUCUGCAAGGUGUGCUUUUACUGGAAAGUGCUUCUCAUGUGGCUGCCUAUCCAGAUAGCAUUGCCCUGUUCUUUAAAGAAUGGGCAAAUUGUCCUGCUCAUUGUGUUCGAUUGUAAAUGUCAAAUUACCUUUUUAAAGCUCUACAAUUUAUGCUGCUAUAUUUUCAAUGGCCAGUUAGUCACAGAUCGAUUGGUUAAGCUGGCCGAUUCGAAUAAACGCAACACCAUAGCCACAUUCACCGCGUUUGCAAUGUGGAAUAGAUGAAUUGAUAUUGGAUAUAUGCAGUUUAAAAUACAUUGACUAAAGUAAUUAUUAGAAAUAUUUUAACAUACCCAUUGAUGCUGCUUUAAAUUAUGCGACUUUGUUGUUUACGAACAAUACACCAUUUCCACCAUGUCUUGUUUUAUGUACAUAGAGCAGCUUCCACUGUCGUAUGUAGACAGAUGUUAAAUUAUCAAAAGUAUAAUUUUUAAGAAAGGCCUUUUGUACAGAAUGAGAUACGUGUAUAUGAUCACAAGAGUGAAUGAUUUGUUUUUUUAAUUUGUGUUUGUGCUGCCUGGACUUGCCAGUGGGAAUUGUAUCAGUGCCCCUUUUGGAUGAUUUUUUGAAUUUUCACGCUGAUGGUAAAUGACUUUGCUGUAGAAUUGUGGGGGUUAAUGCUGUUUGGAGCUCAGAGUGAAAUACUCUGUGCCAACAAAAAAAAACGAAUAAAAAUAAUAUUUCA
Messenger RNA from Lethenteron reissneri (Far Eastern brook lamprey), 4250 nucleotides. RefSeq names its product RNA-binding motif, single-stranded-interacting protein 3-like. Gene Ontology annotation, cellular component: ribonucleoprotein complex. Gene Ontology annotation, molecular function: RNA binding. The record is from RefSeq and is a predicted model, not a curated record. NCBI's taxonomy places the organism in Eukaryota, Metazoa, Chordata, Hyperoartia, Petromyzontiformes, Petromyzontidae.